UGUGGAGACUCAGAACGAUGAAGAACUGCAUAGCAAGCGCCCUGCUCCUCCUGGUGGCGGUUUCGGCCAUUCAGGCCGCCUCGGUGGCCAAGCCCACCUGCGGAGGCUCCACCUCCUCGAAGAACAUUAAUCUGGUGAAUCCCACAAAUCCUCCGCGGGAGUGCGAGUAUCACAUCAAGGCGUACAGCAAGUACGUUUGCCAGCUGCGCAUUAACUGGGGAAUGACCAUGGCCCAACCCACGCUGGAAUCCGAUGGAUCGGGACUGACCUAUGCCGAGUGCACCAGGGACUAUUUCGAGGUCAAUGGACUGAAACUGUGCGGCACGGAGGUUUGGCAGCACAUCUAUGUGCCCUUCAAUGCCACCGAUGGUGAAGCUGUUGUGGAUCUGCGCAUUGUCCUGGCCGACCGUGCCGGAGCCUCUGGACUGCCUGAGGCCGCCUGGGACAUGACUGUGACCCAGCUGGAGUGCCCGGCCGGAGCCUCCGUUCGAUCCCUGACCCUGGAGGAGGAGGAGUCCGUCAUCGAGGGACGUGCCAGCACCAUCAAGGAUGGCUUCUUUGUGGCCCCGCCCGGCUGCCUGCAGUACUUCCCCGAGUCCAAGGGCACGGUCAAGUCCUUCAACUACAACAACGGCCAGGGCAUCUAUCCGGGUCACUUGAACUACGCCAUCUGCUUCCGUCGAGAAACAGAUACUAAGGGCCUUGUCAUUCGUGCCUAUGACUUCAAUGUUGGUGAUGUGGUCUCCGCCUCCACCAUGAUGACCGAUGAGAACUGCUAUAGCAGCGAUAGUACCAACGAUCUGGAUGCCGAUUUCCUGAUGGUGCCACAGGCAACCUUUGAGGAAAGCCACAAGCACGCCACCUACUUCUGUGGCUCCAUUAAGAAGGAUGUGGUCAUAUCGAGCAACAACCCUGGACCUUUGAUGGUUCUCUUCAACAGCGACGCCAUCUACAGGCAGAAUGAGGCUGGUUUUGCUUUCACCUACGUCGUGUCCUAAGCGGUUAAAAAUUCUUUGAUAAUGUAAACUAAACAAAGAAUUUGACAUUAAAGAGAGCUCUAAAAGCAAGA
This is a messenger RNA of Drosophila takahashii, 1069 nucleotides long. RefSeq lists its product as uncharacterized. NCBI's taxonomy places the organism in Eukaryota, Metazoa, Arthropoda, Insecta, Diptera, Drosophilidae. The record is from RefSeq and is a predicted model, not a curated record.